AUGGUCGAUUUGAAAAACCGGGAGAUUGCCAAUAGACCGUUAUGCAAAAACCGUAAACGAGUAGCCGAUGAUACAGAGGCCGUCUUUGGGUCGCAGGCCACGGCAGAGCCCUUAGAGAUAGGAGACUUCCAGCGUCGUGAGGAGGGCUGGAAGGAAGGAGGAAGGAAGGAGGAUUAG
Molecule: messenger RNA, 177 nt
Organism: Monascus purpureus
Lineage: Eukaryota; Fungi; Ascomycota; Eurotiomycetes; Eurotiales; Aspergillaceae
Source: the annotation of a GenBank genome assembly